AUGAUGUGGUGGCGAUUAAUAUCCGUUGCACACGUGGUUCUAGUGCUUACCAUUGCUGCUAUAAUGAUAUUGCCGUAUGCAUUGCUUUGCAAGAGGAAAAAAGUUCAGACUAUUAGAACUAGAAAAGUUGGUCCAUCAAUACGUGAGACAAAAUCAAACAAGGAAAGUGCUAUGCAAUAUAUCCAAGAACCAGGCAAGGAUGUCGCUAAAGCAGAUGCUGACAAAAAGGGGUGCGCAGAAGCAAAGGUUGCAAAGAAUCAAUCAGCGGAACGCGCUGAUAAGACGCAGCUGACAGCUUGA
This is a messenger RNA of Necator americanus (New World hookworm), 300 nucleotides long. RefSeq lists its product as uncharacterized. NCBI's taxonomy places the organism in Eukaryota, Metazoa, Nematoda, Chromadorea, Rhabditida, Ancylostomatidae. The record is from RefSeq and is a predicted model, not a curated record. The transcript is spliced from 5 exons. The coding region runs from base 1 to 300 and encodes 99 amino acids.